CUCUGCUAACGAACAAACCCAACUCGAAUGAUAAAUUAGGCCCGCAGUCUCUGUUAACGAGCCGCUCCCCAAUGUUUUCGUCUGAGACUCCGUGAACAACCUUGGGUCGAGCAUCUGACCUCAUCUUUUACAUUUUCCAGCCGAAAUGAGAAGGCCUGCACGAUGACAGACAGUCUAGGCAGCAAGAGCGAUCACUCUGGACAAUCGAUCGUGCUGUCAGGCUCCCGAGCACGCAUGGACGUCGUUUGCGUGCUAGACCUGUGCCACUCGGAGAGACUACAACAGCGCAAAAAGGCCUGGGAUGCUGUCCGAAGCAGCUGUCUCUCCGUCAAUGCCAAUUGCUACCAUAUCCAGUUUGAGAAACUUGACUUUGGCGAGACCAAUGUCUUGGACCAAUUCUACAAUGCCGACGUUGCCAUCGUGGACCUGUCAAUUGUUAUGCAGCAGCGGACUCUCUUCUACCAUCUGGGGGUCCGUGAGAGCUUUGACAUGAAGGAGAACAUACUCCUCUACAAUGAUUAUGACUCGACGGUUACCAUGCCUCUGAAGCUGUCAUGUGGCAACUACACCUUCAUAUCAUACCGUACCCUAGAUGGGGGACAGUGUGUGAUGACAGAACCAAGCAUGAGAAUAGGCACAGAAGACAACUCGACCAAUGACUGUAAAAUACUCCUUUCCAAUAAACUUCGCAGACAGCUACAAGAUGUUGAGAUUCAGACAAAGGCCCACAUGAAAGAGAAGUUUUUGGCAGACUUGCGCAAAAUGAGGGAAGUUUUCUCAGGGGAAGAACUAAAGAAGCAAUUACAUAAUCUAAGGAAACGACUGGAUGACCCCAAUAUCCUCUCGGGUGAUGUUGUGCUCAACAUGCUGCUGUCACUGCGGGAGAUUCAGGACUAUGAUGCAAUGGUGCAGCUUGUAGAUGACCUCAAGACCAUCCCUAAUAGAAAAUUGUAUACCAGUACUCCAGCAAUUAGGUUCCUUUAUGGCUUUGCACUUAAUAGACGAAACAUGGAGGGUGACAGGGAGAAGGCAUUAGCCGUUAUCAUAAAAGCUUUAGAGAAGAAAGAAAAUCAAGUUCCGGACAUGGUGUGCUUAUGCGGCCGUAUUUAUAAGGAUAAAUUUGUAGAAUCCCAACACACAGACCAGGAAAGUUUGCACAAUGCCAUUUACUGGUACAGAAAAGGCUUUGAGGAACAGCCAAAUGAAUAUGCGGGAAUCAAUUUGGCAACUCUUCUUGUCAUCGAUGGCAAUGACUUCUCAAAAUCAGCUGAACUGCAGCAUAUUGGAAUGGUCCUCAACAAUCUCAUUGGCAAGAAGGGCUCACUGUCAUCUUUACAAGAUUACUGGGAUGUGGCAACCUUUUUCGAGAUCAGUGUGCUGGCAGAAGACUAUGGCAAAGCAAUCCAGGCAGCAGAGUGCAUGUUUAAGCUUAAGCCUCCCAAUUGGUACUUAAAGUCCACCAUCGGCAACAUCAUGCUCAUCAAUAGGUUCAGGAAGCGAUCAGAAGACAAUGAGCCAACUCCAGAAGAGAACAUCUUCAAUUUCUGGAUUGACUACUUUGUGGAGGGCACCAAGACAGAGUUGGGGGAUGUGAUCCGCUUUCCGAUUCUGAUAUUAGAACCAACGGGGAUGUACCAGCCAAGCUAUUAUUUGCCCAGCUAUGUGACUGUCAACCUUGGAGCGGAAGAGAAAAGCAUCCAGCUCUCAAAUCUCUGUAUUGACAGAAUGAAGGGAAUAUGUAGACGUGUUCAUGACUGGCUCUUCACAGCCAGCAGCAUCAAGUCAAUAACGUUGUACAAACGGGAUGAGCGUGCAGUGUUCCUAUAUGUGCAAGAAAACUCAGAUGACUUCCAGAUGUUCUUCCCAUCAGAGCAGUGUCGACAGAUCUUCUUCCGAUUGGUGCUAGAGCUGACAGCCAACCAGAAGGGGACUGUCAUGGACCUGGAAGCAGAGUUCUCCUCUGGGCCCAUUCAGUAUGAAUAUGAAUUAGAAGAUAGUGGAAAGCGCCUUGUACUAGGGAAAGGUACAUAUGGUGUAGUGUAUGCAGCAAGAGAUCUGAACACACAAGUCAGAAUUGCUGUGAAGGAGGUCCCAGAGAAAAAUAUAGGGGAAGUCCAACCUUUGCAUGAAGAAAUCAAGCUUCACUCUGAGCUCCGCCACCGUAACAUUGUGCAGUACCUAGGGACAGUGUCGGAAGAUGGUUUCUUCAAGAUCUUCAUGGAGCAGGUUCCAGGAGGGUCUCUCUCUGCUUUGCUUAGGUCAAAGUGGGGGCCCCUCAAGGAAAACGAAGCAACUAUUGCCUACUACACAAAGCAGAUCCUGGAAGGCUUGAAGUAUCUGCAUGAUCAGAAAAUAGUUCAUAGGGAUAUUAAAGGUGAUAAUGUUCUAGUCAAUACUUACACGGGAGUUGUCAAGAUCUCAGACUUUGGUACCUCAAAACGUCUGGCUGGAGUGUGCUUGAGCACAGAGACCUUCACAGGCACCUUACAGUACAUGGCUCCAGAAGUCAUUGACAAGGGAGCCAGAGGAUAUGGAGCUCCAGCAGAUAUCUGGUCACUUGGCUGCACAAUUGUGGAAAUGGCAACAGGGAAACCUCCUUUUAUAGAGCUUGGCUCUCCUGAGGCAGCCAUGUUUAAGGUUGGCUUAUACAAGAUGCACCCCGACAUCCCUGAACAACUGAGUGAAAAGGCAAACAGCUUCAUCCUGCGCUGCUUUGAGCCCGACCCCAAUAAGAGGGCGACUGCGGCCCAGCUGCUAGAAGACCCGUUCCUGACUGAGUACGACACAUUGGGAAGGAAAAAGAAAGGCAUGCGGCUGACAAACCAGCAGGAAUUCUCUCGCAGUGUGUCUGUCCCAGCAGACCGCAGCAUCCGGCAGCAUGGCGAUAAAUGCCGUCUGGCCAGCUCUCCCGACGAUGGCCUAGAGUUCGGGUAUGGGUAUGGCUCCCGUUGCAACACAGCUGGCAGUCCCAGUGUCUCCCCAGCCUCCCCCUCCUCCUACCUCUCAUCUCUCUCAUACACCAGCUCAGUUAUGACUGGUUCUGAUCUCGACGAUGCUCUCAUGACCCGACGUUCCUCAAGCAGCGGUCUUCUCUCGCCCGAUGUGGAGUCACCAAGGACGGAUGGGGAGCAGGAUGGAUUCUACCUUCUGAAAAAAGAUUCUCAACGACGGACAACUCUCACCAAAGUGUUGGUUCACGAUCAACAGAAAAUUGUUCAAAUUUGGUUCCAGCGUCUGCAGCAGGAACUGGGCAGUGCCAAGUUAUUACUCACUCAGGACCAGUUGGUGGUUAUAAUGGUUGGCCUGCGCGAGUACAUCCCAGAGCAAAAGAAAUUAGCCAUAGAGCAAGCUUUUGCAGCCCUCAAGAAUGAGACCGAAUUCGAGGAGACAGUGAAUCAGAUACAUUUAGCGCUUUACACUUUCCAAGAUGCUGUGAAUGAGGUUUUGAAGAGUCACAGCAUAAAACCUCACUGGAUGUUUGCCCUUGACAAUCUUGUGAGGAGCUCUGUUCACUGUGCCAUCACUGUUCUCUCUCCAGACCAUGAGAGCCUACUAGGUUCCCCAGAUGAGAACAUUGGCGUGUUGGGGGGGAGCCCUGGGAGACCACGUGAUGCAGUUGAGGAAGGCAGCACUUCAGGUGUUUCUACCAUCAACUCUACUAAGUCGGCCAAGCUGCUACAUGACUUCCACCACUCAAAACAGUGCCACCAGCUGCAGGAGAAAUUCCAAGCAGCCAGGGCGGAGAAUCUCAGGUUGCUAGAAGAGCUCUCUCUGGCAGAGAAACGGUAUGGGGACCUGUUGCAGAUGUACCUGUCUGACCGGCGUGAGCAGAGCCGCCUCCUGGCUGAGCAGUUGGGGCUGCCCUCACCACCUGUUCUUAAGCCAGAGGAGAGCAAAGGGGAGGGUGACACUGUGGCUGAGAGCACAGAGAAUAUCGAGAUUGCAGGGAACACUUGUAGUAAGAGACGCUGUGUGGAAGUUCGAGGAGAAGAGCUCGAAUCGCCUGCUGGUACCAUGGGGUCACAAUCAAGUGCUGAGACGGUGACUGGAGAGAGUAUUCCUGAGGAUGCUGCCUCCCCAUCGCUUGCCCACAAUCCUCAUGAACCCCCCAUGAUCCACGUGUCCUCUCGCAACAUCGAUAUGGAGUUGGUUGCUUGGCUUCAGGCACUGUCAAUUGAUCGUGAUGUUAUCGAUAAGUUUCUAGCUGAGGACUAUACCAAAGAUGAUGUUCUUCUCUGGAUGACUAGAGAUGACCUCAGGAGAAUGCAGAUGAGAGGGGGAGUGGAACUGCGCAUUUGGCGUAAUGUGGUGCAGUACCGCCACUCUCAGGGCCUGCCAGUCAAUCCUGAAGAGCCCACUGCAUCUUGCAACACCCCCAAAUCAAGCUCCUCUGACUCAAAACCCCGUUCAACCAAGUUAUGAAAGAGGGUUGUGUGCCUGUGCUGGUGGUGAAAGAGUCACAGGUUCUUGUGGGAAAAUUAAGGAAGGAUUUUUGCAGGAGGCACGUUAAUACCUCCUGCUUUUUUUAGGUUUUUUGGAUUGAAAGAAAAAUAUAGUAUUCUGAUUUAGCAUUGUUAAUAAUGAUAUAAAAAAAAUAAAAAAUAAUGAAGGUAAAUAUAAUGAGCUUCUUCGACAGUGCAUUCAGUAAACUUCUAGAGCACACAAUUUAAGGAGCAGGAGCCGCCAAGGGAUAUAUAAUGCAUUACUUUUGUUUAAUUGCACUAAUUGCAUAUCCUCAACCUCUAGCAUUGGGUCAGAGGGUCACAUGGAGUCAGAUAUAAUUUGCUUCAUAUGGUGCUAACAGUACAUAGUGUUUAUGGCAGUUUCAAUAACUGUGUGUUUCUGUGUGCAAGAACCUGAGGAUGUAUGUGUUUUCUCCUUGUGUGAGUGUGUUUUGUUUUCCUUUGCUUGCUUAUAAUAUAUGGUGCUGGAUAUGCCUGACAGAGUUUUGGCAUUGGUUAUGUGUUAAUUUUUGAAUGUCAUCAUAUGUGUUAGUUUUACAAGAUAGAAGAAAGUCUAUGGAGAAAAUAACUGAAAAUUUACUUUAUUUAUGGGGAUAAGAAGGAAGGAUGCAGCUUGCAUUUGAUCAAUUGAACAAAUCUCAUAUAUAAAGAUAAUCUUUCCAUUACUCUGAUAAUAGUUCAGGGAACAUUGCAUGUUCUUUUUCAUUUGCUGUUUGAUGUGAAAAUUGUAAAAAUAAAAGCCUUAAAGUAAAUGAUAAGCACAUUUUGUAUGUUGAUUGGAUAUAGGCAUUUUAUCUCACUUAUCAAAUCAUGAGAGAUGUGAAAUUUUAGUUCUUUGCAAAUGAAGAUUUAUAUUUUGAUGUUUUGUGUUUUGAUAUAUAUAUAGAUAUAUAUUGUAUAUAGGACAGAGAGAGAAACAAAAAAAAUAUGGAUAUAUAGAUAUAUAUAUUAUUAUACAAUAUUAGAUUAUGCAAUAUUAGAUUAGAUCUGGCUCCAUAUGAACACAGUAAUGGCCACUAAUCUACAAUAGUAUUUUUAUAAUAUAGUAACCAGUAAUUGAAUGAUACUGUGUUUGCCCUCUCUUGGGGUCAUCAUAAGGUGGAGGAAAAAUGUUGAUAAAACAUUUCAACCAUAACACCAAGCCCCUUCCGUGAUAUGUGACGAUCUGACUUGGAGACAGUAAUGCUUUAGGGUUGCAAUUUUAGCAUGUCUGUCUCUGGAAUAAAGAUGGUGAAAAAGAGAAGUAUAUCAGUUUGUACUGGUUUUCUUCUUUUUAGGUUAUAUUUAAAGUAAUUGGUAAAGAACAGCUUAUUUGCUUUCCCAAACCAACACUGCCAAGGUUCUUCCUUAAUUAGAUACACAGAGGUUAGCUGUGGAAACUCAUUUCCUUUGAGACAGUAUGUCUGAUAGGUAGUUAUAUUAGUACAUAUUAAUAAUAGAUGCAAUUCAUGUUGCUGGUUUUAUUGUAUUGGGAAAAUAGAUGGAGUGUCGAAGGGUGUUAUCAUUAAUAUUUUUCUGUUUUACAAAAAAAUAAUUAAGGAAGGUUUUCCAUUGUGUGGAUCCUAAAUUGACUAACAUCUGCAACAAAAAACUUAGUAUUGUUUUGAUUAGGAAAUGUUUGAAAAAGUGAAGGGCAGUUGUCUCUUGUGUGUGUGUGUGUGUUUCUUUUUUCUUUCUUCUUUUCUUUUCUUUUUUUUAUGCAAAGAAAUUGAAAUUUUGUGUGUGUAGUUAUAGUUCAUUAGAUUACUAUUCUUUGCUUGUACAUAGACAUUAUUCUCAUGAGGUAUCAUGUGGUACAUUUGAUAUUUUCUUUGGCAAUUUCUUGGGACUAGACUGAUUCCUAGGCUCACUUCUCAUCAAGUGAGUACCAUUGAAGAUUUGCAAGUGGCAAACCUUGCCAGCUCCUUUCAUUGGUGUCCUCCCUCUAGUGCUGUGAUUAUUGGGCAGUGUUGAUUCCUCAAUACUUCACAGUUCCUGACAAUAUGUGCUUUAUUAGUCAUUGCCUUUUAUUUUCUGUAAGGUGAGGAGGGAAUAGGUCUAUAUAUAUUUUUUUUUUCCCUUGAUUUCGUUUUAAGUCCCAUUUCGACACUUAAGUAUGGCUCCUGCUUUAGUUAGUGAUUUGUUAGCAAUUUUCUCAGCAUCGUAUGCAAAGUUUAUCUGUGAAUUCUCAUUUAACUUGAUAUUAAAUAUACUUUUAGAUCUUAGAGCACUUCUAUCUAAAAUAUUUAUGUAGGCGUCGUAAUAGAGUUGCAAACCUUGAUAUGUAUAUUUUCAGAUAUGCAGUAGUACAAAUAAAUAGAGGCAGAUGUUAUAUUUGAUUUUUUUUUCUUUUUCUUUUUCUUUCUUUUUCUUUUGUAUAGGAAAGAUGAUUACAUGUGGAUUGUAGGUAAAGAAGAUGUAGCUUUGCAGUCUUCAAGACUCUCCACACUAAAUAAUAUCUAUUUUAUAGUUACUGAUGUUUAUUUUGUUCUCACUACUCUACUCUUUGAAAAGCUUUCAUGUAUAUUAGGCUGUUUCUUUUUUAUGCUAGACAUGUUAUGGCACAUUAUAUGUAUUCACACCUUGGCUUUCAAAAUGAGGUUUUUAUUCAUUUUAACAUAGAACUGCCCAGGUAUGCAACAGCUAUUUCCAUUUCUUCUUGAGGAUAAGAAGUCAUGCCUGUUGAUAGUUUCAUGUGCCAUAUAAUCAGAAAAUAGGUACUGACUGUAGAUAAUGAAUUUUAUGACUGAGUUUGUGUAUUUUAUAUUUAGUGCUCAAUACUAUCUUGCCAAUGACUCUCUAGGUGCAACUACAUUGCCUUAUGGUUGCGCCCUAUCUGCAAUUAACUGUAUUUUCAUUUAUUUUAAUAGUUAAGCCUUCAUGUCACUAGGCUGAAGCCAGUCCCUGUCUGGGUUGCAAGGUCAUUUAUGUAGCCUGAUUACAGUUGUGCUAAAUUAUUAUUGGAGAAAGUGUGAUAAAAUAUAUGGAAAUUAUUUGGAUCAUAGGUACUUUACAAAAAAAAAAAAAAAAAAAAAAAAAAAUGCUUAGACUUGUUUUAGUGUUGACUUUGAUAGUAAAGGUUAUGAAUAUUUAGAUCUUCAAACUAUGACCACUUUCAAAUUUUGUUUCUUAUCCAUAAUAUGCAAUCAAAUAUUGUUUGUUAACCAUUACUGUGCAUCUAUUCUUGCCAUAAAGAGCUGAAGCCAAAUGCCGAUUGGCACAGACACGCACAAUGCAAAGCCAGUCAACUCCAAGCUGUGUGCCCUAAACAGGUGUGCACUUUUUUGCCUCUGAGUGUGGCAAUUUAGGAGCUAUAGCCAAGUGCACUGGCAAAUAUGUGCUCCCCAAGCUUCUGAUUUUUAGCUGACUGUGUGUGUGUUGCCCAGCGCAUAGCUUGGUUUGGUGAGCAGAAAUCCCCCUACUAUUGAGUUGAAUAAACCACUAUAUUCAUUAUGUACUUUAUGUAUGUGAACGACUUGCUUCUAAAACAAAAAUGUUUUUAUACAUGUUCAGUUGUUGAGAUGAAUUUAUGCUCUACUUUUGAAGCAGCAUUUGAGGUAAAUGAUUUUUGUUUUUGGUUUUUACUCUUGGUAAAUCAAAUUUAACUCCUUGCUGAUGGGUCACGCGCUGAGGCGUCAUAACAAACCGCUCAAUCUGUGGAGUGUGGCUGUACACCGUGGCGACGAGCCAAAGCGCUAAGAGCCGUGGGGUUCAGCUUGAUGUACUGAACUCCCGUGCUCAAAGUAGGCUCGUUUCCAUUAAUCUCCAGCAUAGAGUUUUUUAUUUUAUUUUCUUCACCCAUCAGUAAGGGGUUAACCCAUUCAUGCUGGGUGCAAUGAUAAUCCACAGACACCGGUUAACAUCUAACAUGUCAUGAACCUGUUUCCUUUUGGCCAGGGUGACAGCUUGUGAGCCGGACAACAAUGGUCCAUGUGUGGAGCAGUAUAUGGUGAUGCACCCUAGCCUUGCUAAACAUUACCCAAAAUUUUGCCCAGUCGUGAAUGGGUUAAGUCUGCUAUUUUUGGAUUCAGAUGCAUAUUGAUUACAAUGAGUUCAUGAGAUUAAGGAUUAAACUGGCAUGAUAUCAAUGUCUGUGUGUAUAUAUAGUGACUUACCUCAAAUAUAUUUUGAAAAUUUAUGCUGUUGAGUUAGGAAAGUGUAAAUUGAAGGUAUUUAUUUGUGUAAUAACUUAAAAUUAGAGUAUAAAAAGAUUCAGAUGUAAUACUCCUGAACUACAAUCAUACGGACUGUAAACAAAAAAUAUUCAAUAUCUUAGUAGUUUUUGGAGUGCUGGUUAAAUACAAGUCAAGCACUUGUUUUACAGACAGUAUAUGUUGAGAUUCAAUCAUAACACUACAGAGUGAAACUUGCCACAGAUCAGGUUAAUUACUGGUGUUAAUCCACUUGUUGCAAUAACUGAAGAAGAAUUUAGAGGCUUUAUAGAAUAGAAUUCAAUACUCUGGGUUCAAUUUUCUAGCAUGGUAAUCUUCUGUGAAGAAUGUUUAUUUAGUAUGAAUUUUAUGUACAAAGGUAUAUUUCAUUUCUGAUCUUUUUUUUUUAUUUAACUUUCUUUUUUCUUUUUGUCAUUACAAAAGACAACUAACGACACAGGUCUUUAGUCUCUAUACGUAUUAUUCCUUCAUUGCUAUUCUUCAGUAUUGUUGAGUCGGCCAAAGUGGAGGUUAUUGGAAGCACAUCUGCAGAGGGAAGAUACAUGAAACAUUUAAUUAAAACGUAUAGGAAGCCAUUGCUCAAAUUUGUGAUGAAGCAGUGUUACAGACAUGAAGAAACCAACCACAAGGAGUAUUGUUUGUUGGAUUUUUUUUUUUUUUUUCCUUUUUAAGGGAAAAGUAUCAUAUAUAUAUAUUUUUUAUUGUGUAUUUUUGGAUACAUUUUUGUCUUUACUGGGAGUAUUUGUCGGUAAAUAUUUUUCAGAACCAUAUCAUGGUAUAUUACUCUAAAGUUGUUUCUUUAUCCCACUUUCAGGUUAAUUAUUGAUCCAGAGUUUUUAAUGAUAUGAAGUUGUGGUUGUUUUGUGUUUUAAAGUUGUGAGUGAAACAGUUUUAUUUUUAGGAGUGGGCACACUUGUGUUUAAUUAGUUCCCAAACAAUAAUGUUUAACAAAGUUUUGUGCCAUUUUGUAAGUUCGGAAGUUUUACUUUAGAAGAUCAUGCUUUUGAAGGAUAUGGUGUAAGGAAUCUCAUGUAUUGAGGCUGUAAUAAAAAAUUUGUUUUUCA
This is a messenger RNA of Penaeus chinensis, 9678 nucleotides long. It is a transcript of the gene Ask1, whose product is annotated as mitogen-activated protein kinase kinase kinase 15-like. Bases 163 to 4422 code for a protein of 1419 amino acids. Gene Ontology annotation, biological process: protein phosphorylation; MAPK cascade. The record is from RefSeq and is a predicted model, not a curated record. The transcript has 28 exons. Gene Ontology annotation, molecular function: ATP binding; protein kinase activity. NCBI's taxonomy places the organism in Eukaryota, Metazoa, Arthropoda, Malacostraca, Decapoda, Penaeidae.